AAUCUAAAGAGACAAAACUGACAAACUUUGCUAAUCUUGCUUAAAUGUUUUAAAUUAAACAGUCRGAUGCUGAAUAUUUAUUGCACAAUGGAAGUUUUUCAUAAAUUACUUCUGUUAUCGUUAACAUUGCCACUGUAUAUUUUAAUGUAAUUUAGAGUCAUUUUAUAGAUUUAAAAAAGAGCAAGUGUGGCACUGAUUCAGGACAAUGGUCACCUUUUUGCCAAGAAAAGGUGGAGCUGAUUUAUGGACCAAACAGUAGAACUGUUAUUAUAACUAACAGCAAACAUUAAUGAGGGAGCUUACAGGAAAAACAUGUAAUCUUGUUUAAAAGCAUGUAAUCUUGUUUAAAAGAUGUUUAACUACAUAUUUGCUUACCACGUUUCUAAUUAAAAAAAAUAUCUGAUCUCAACCAAGGAGGAUUUUACGACUUAUUUAAUGUGUAUUUACUACAGGUGCUGCUUUUAUUCACGCUGAUUGUAAUAAAAUCAAAUGUUGACUUGUUUUAUGACAGAAAGUUGUGCUUAAAUGUUAACUGGCAGAAAACAUCUGUGUCAGUUACAGCUAGUAAAUAUACAUUUCAUAAAAAUGUCACCUUUUAAUCAGUUUUAUAUGGCCACAGGUUUUCUGGUUCCAUCCAGAAUAUGUCCCUUCCAUCGAUGAAUGAUCACUACCACCAACCAGAUCUGCUCUGGACGUGAGUGCACCACAGUGAUUUAAUGUACCCAAGGUUGAAACCUGUUUGGAACAUGGAGCUGUGGAAUAACACAGACCUGACAGGAAAGUCGGGCUCAUUUAUCUCUAACUGCACCGUGGACACCAGCUACCGCUUCACCUUCUACCAAGUGUCUUACAGCAUCAUCUUCCUGCUGGGACUGGCCACCAACGGCCUGGCUCUACACAGACUCUGCUCAUCAUCCUGCACCAUGAACAGCACAGCUAUUUACAUGCUCAGUCUGUCCUCAGCCGACUUGGUUUUUGUCAUCUCUCUACCCAUGAGGAUCUACUACUACCACCAAAGAGCUGCAAUUUGGCCUUCCAAGACGGGCGACUGGACCCCGGGAGCAGCGUUCUGCCAGAUCACCUUCAUGCUCAAGUACAUCAGUUUGUACGGAGGCAUCUUCUUCCUGGUGUGCAUCGCUGUGGAUCGCUACCUGGCUGUGGUGCACCCUCUGGCGCCGACGCUCCGCAGGCUGCGAGCUGCGCAGGUGGUAAGCGGGGGGAUCUGGUGCUUGGUGCUGGGGCUCAGCGUGAGCCUGCCUUUGCUACGUUUGGCUGCGUCUCGUCAAAACCAGCCCUGCAUGCUGGACCCGACCUCGAGGCGCCACCGAGCCUUCAUCCUGGCAGCGCUGGCUUUAGUUCUGGGCUCCUUUCUGCUGCCUACUUUAUUGCUCCUCUACAGUUACUGCAAAGUCCUGAGCGUGCUUCGCCACACCCGACAACGCUGCCGCGGCCACCGGCGAAAACAAACCCUCCGAGUCAUUUACUGGGUGCUGGGCGUCUACCUGCUUUGCUUCUUGCCCUAUCACAUCAACCUGUUGGGAUACACCCUCACACACAUGAAACUGCUGCCCCACUGCGGCCUGGCAAAGCUGACAAAGACCGUGCACCCCGUGGUGAUGUCACUCGCCAGUUUCAACUGCUGCCUCAAUCCACUCAUCUACUAUUUCUCCAGCAGCCUGGUGCACAGAGAAGCUCCCAGAGGGGGGAUCAGUCACAGGUACUAAAAAUCAUUUCCCUCUAUUACUGGAAAAAUAUAUUUUUAUUCAAAACUGAAGCCUCGUGCAAAAAGAAUCUGAACUUUUUUGAUGUAACUAAAUUAUCCAUGUUUUUCCUUUUUUUUAAAUCUGAGAUCUUAUUGAGUUCAUGUGUGAUCUUUUUGAGCAUAAAGAAGUUAAAAAAGUU
This is a messenger RNA of Austrofundulus limnaeus, 1902 nucleotides long. Its product is annotated as lysophosphatidic acid receptor 6. The transcript has a single exon. Gene Ontology annotation, molecular function: lysophosphatidic acid receptor activity. The record is from RefSeq and is a predicted model, not a curated record. Bases 717 to 1724 code for a protein of 335 amino acids. Gene Ontology annotation, cellular component: plasma membrane. Gene Ontology annotation, biological process: positive regulation of Rho protein signal transduction; phospholipase C-activating G protein-coupled receptor signaling pathway. NCBI's taxonomy places the organism in Eukaryota, Metazoa, Chordata, Actinopteri, Cyprinodontiformes, Rivulidae.